Messenger RNA from Pelagomonas calceolata, 5666 nucleotides. NCBI's taxonomy places the organism in Eukaryota, Pelagophyceae, Pelagomonadales, Pelagomonadaceae. The record is from the annotation of a GenBank genome assembly.
AUGUCGUCCGCCGCCUUCCCGCGCGGCGGCUUAAGCGAUGAACCGAAAGACCCGAAGCAAGAGAAAAAAGAGAAGCGCAAGCGCAAGGAGAACGACGCGGACUUACUAGCGACGCGCAAGCCCGCGAAGCGCGUCGACAAGGCGCCCGCAGCCGAGCCGGAGCAGCAGCAGCAGUCGACGCCGCUCGACGUCCUCACAACAACAACAAUCGUGAAAGCCGCAAGGGGCAAGCCCGCCAAACUAAGACCCGUCCGCUUCGCUUCAUAUCAUGCGGAGACCACCGUGCUCGGCGUCGUGCGGUCCACGUCAACCAAGCACGCCCUCGUCUCAUUACCGGGGAACCUGGUGGGUCAUGUGGAUGUCUCCGGAGCUCUACAGCUCACGCCGAAUACUGUUGUAAGGUGCGCGGUGCUUUCGACUUCUAGAGCAGGGGCAGCCCCUGGCUCAAAGAAGGGCCCGAAGCGCGUCGAGCUAGCGAUUGAUGCCAGGGGCGUCCAGAAAGGAUUAAGGCUGGAAGAUAUCGCUUCUUCUAGAGUGACGACGCUCUUCGGGCUCGUGGCAUCGAGAGAAGCUAGAGGUUAUGUGGUAGAUGUAGGAGUAGGCGGCGCGACGGGCUUCCUGGCCUUCAAGCAUUGUCAGGAGGAUAUAAGGGUGGGCGCGCCCGUCGAGUGCCGCGUGCUCAGGCUCGACCCGGACUCGGGCGUCUGCGCGUGCCGGUGUCUGUCUUCGACUUCGUGGCGCGGCGAUGGCGUGCCGGUGGUGUAGAGUCGCGGUGGUGUAGAGAGUCGCGGCGAUGGCGUCAUUCGGAGCCGUCGUAGAGCGUCGACCCCCACGCAGGCGCGCUGACGACGCGGGACGUCGCCUCCGCAAAAAACGCGCCCGAGAAAACGGGCUGGAGCUUCCGCGCUCUAUGUGUAGGACAACGAGUCCGAGCGUGCGUCCACCGCCGCGUCGCUACUGGAUUAGUUGUUACGUUCGCGGAUGGCGCUCUAGCCGGCGUCAUCGAACGGGACCACCUGGGAAGGCAGGGUUCCUUAGUGGACGACGAGGCGUUUAUGAAUUUGGACGAGUUUAGUGUCGGCCAGUUCCUAGAUGCGCGCGUGUUGUUGAUUGAUCGGGCCGCGAAGGUCGCGCGGCUGACUUGUGCUGAACACUUGCUAGAGUUAACAGGAGCGGCGUUACCGGCGCCGGGAGCCUUCCUGAAGGGCUGCUCCGUCGUCCGCAAGGACCCGAAGGUAGGUCUCGUGUUGCGCAAAGGUGAUCAGGGCAUCUUCGUGCACAAGUCGCGCUUGCCGGAAGAAGACCUGGAAGCCACUGUCGUAGACUGUCGCGUCGUGGGCGUCGCGCCGCUGGAGGGCUGGGCCCUCGCGUCGAUGACGCCCUCGUCAUUAAAUCCCGCGGUGCCGGUCUCAAAAAAUGAACUCGAGCCCGGGACGAUCAUAAGUGCGACGGUCCUCUCGACCCAGGCCUGGGGCCUCGAAGUGAGAUUAUCAGAGACAUUGACGGGCCAGAUCACGAAUUUACAUGUGACCGAGUCCGGUGGUUCCGUUGAUCCGCGCAAACACAGAAAGGUGGGCGACGAAAUCAAGUGCCGCGUGUUGCGCGUCGAAGCGCGGCGCAUCGAGCUCACGAGCAAAAAAUCACUCGUAAAAGCGGCGCGCGUCCUCACGACUUAUGAAGACGCCUCGGAGAACUGCGGCAAGUCUUUUGCGGGCUUUGUGACGGGCGCCGACGCGGCCCGAGGUCUCGUAGUGACGUUCUUCGGGAACGUCCAGGGUCGCGUGGACCCGGCGUCGCUGCGAGCGCGAGGUAUUGUCGAUCCGUCCCAGUCCUUUGCCCUGGGUACCGUGGUCACCUGUUGCGUCAAGGGCGUCACAACCCCCAAAACGCGGCAGGACGGCACGUCGAGAAAACCCAGGAUCGCGCUGACACUCGAUGACGUGGACGGUUGUAAAGUGGAGGUUGAUUCUGUGUUAAAAGCCGUCGCCGUCGAGUUGGUCGAGGCGCGCGCCAAAGGAGCGUCGAAACGAGCACCUAGAAAAGCGGUCGCGUGCCUGUGUCGCGUGACGUCGUCGAAGGGCGAAUGCCUCGCGAAGCUACCGGUAGCGCACGCCUGCGACCACGGUCUCGACGCGGAAUCAACUUUGAGACGGUUGGCUUCCACUGGAGAAUCGUUCGAGUGCCGGGUGCUCGAAGGUUCGUCUGACGGCGCGCCGGCCAAGAUCAGCGCGGCGCCGUCCAUGAUUAAUGCUACUACGGGAAAGUUGGAGCUGGAUGCUAUCCGAACUGGAGUUGUAGUGCAGCUCAAGCCCUACGGUGCCUUCGUGUCCUUCGGCGGGCAGGAGCGAGGAUUGAUCCCGCGGGCGUUGGUCGCGGAUCGGUAUAUUGGGGAUCUGGAGGACUGUUUUAGAGUCGGAGACAUUGUACGAUGCGCCGUCGAUUCCAUCGAAGGUGAUAGGGUGGUGCUGCGGACGCGAGGUGUCCCUCGAGACGAGACCGGCGCCUUCGGACGUUCAGUACUGCGGAGCUUAUCCGGUAACGAUGCGUUGCGCGUGGGCUUUGCGUACGACGCUCUCGUCGCUUCGAAUGACGACGGCGUCCGCUUCUCCCAGAUCAACGGUAUCGAAUGUAGAGGUUUAGCCCCUCUCAAACACUCGCUGACGUGUAGCGAGGGCGACGUCGUCAAGAUUCGACUCAUGGGCUUCCGCAAAGACCAAACAUUGUGCAGCAUGGUGCCCGACGUCGUGAGGCCGGGGCGUACCAAACGUCGAGCGAAAGCUUCGCAAGUCCUGACCGAGGGCGCGUCCAUCGAAGCAUGCGAUUUGCUGGACAAGGCUUUUUCUCAACCUACAAUAAAGGGCGUCGGCAUAUAUAUUGAUAGAGGCACAGGGCAAUUGAUAUGCGUGCAACGGGGCGACUUUCACAGGAGAGAUGAAGAUAUGCGACCGCAAGUCGAGGAGGACCUUGUAGUGGUAUCAUGUGCAACAGAUGAGCUCUACGGGUUGGCCAUAGCCUUACCACGAGAAGACCCUAGAAGCAACGAACAGGUGCGACACCGCCGCGGCUCCGUCGCGACCGACGCCAAGGCCGAGGUCGCGCGGAAACGCAAGCUGCCGAAGACCGACCUCAGUGCGUUGGACCCGGGCGACGCCCUGACUUGUAGGGUUGCGGCGCGCGGUUCCACCAGAGAGGCACUACUGUUAACUAUACGGGGCGGCGAGGGGCGUGUCAGAUGUCGGUUGCACGUUUCUGAUGCUCUCACUAAACCUUCAUGUAGAACGCCCGAGGCGUCUACCGAUAUAGCCGUGCCGGACCUGCCGGAGCGGCACCCGUUUCACGGGAUAAGGUGCGGCUCGGCCUUUGACGGCGUGUUGCUGCAGAGGACGAUUGAUGGGGAAGUAACGCGCGUCGACGUCGGCGUCGGCACGACGCAUGUGGGGCGGAAGGCGGAGUGGGGCUCUACGGUCACCAGCGCGUCCAUCAUUUCCAAUAAGGACGACUUCGGCUUCGUUACUGUAUGUGCGGCGCCGUCUGUCAGAGCAAAGGUGGCCUUCGCCGACGUUGUGGAAUCGUUCCUAUCGAACAGUGAUCUGGACGCGGCCAUAACGAGUGCGACGGACGCGUGCGCCGCCUCGACACGAUUAAGGGUGGUGAAGACUAAAAAUGGCGCGACGUGCCGCUUAGAUAAGGACAACAUAAGACCUAUAAGGGCUGGAGAUAUAGUCCCGUGCGUGCCGUCCAGAAAACCGGAAGAGAAGCGACGGGGCGCCGCGCGCUGCGGGGCCAUGGAUCGAAGGUACGUGCUGCCCACCGGUUUAGAAGCUUUCUGUAGUGCUUCGGAGUUUAGUGACAGAGACGCGUGGACCGACUGUACCAAUGAUUCGUCGAUGAGUUUGUGUAUUGUAUUGGAGGCGGGGCCGCCGGCCCGCAUUUCCUUGAGGCCGAGUCGCAUCGCAUCUCGCAAUAUAAAACCGGACGAGGCGCUGGAGGUGGGGCGCGUGCGGCCGGGCUUUGUCGUCGGCGCCGACGCGAAGGCCGGCGUGUUCGUGGAGCUGGCGCGCAAUGUCGUGGGUAGGGUUUUAUUGAAAGAUUUGGCCGACGGCUACGUCAAGGAUGUGGUGCGGGAGUUUCCCCUCGGGCGGUUGGUCGCGCCGGUGGUCACGCAAGUCACACCGAAGGUUGAGUUAUCGUUAAGACCGUCGGCGAUCAAGCGCGAGUCGUCAAUCCCGAAGAUCAUGAAGGAGAAUGAUGUGGUGAAGGGCACGAUUACGAGGGUCGAGGCGUACGGCGUGUUCGUGCGUAUUGACGACGCGCCGUCCGACGCGCCCAGCGGAUUGGCCCACAAGUCCGAGCUGGCCGACGACUUCGUGAAAGAUGUGUCAUCGCGGUUCGCCAAGGGUGAUCGGGUCGUGGCCAAGGUGCUGAAGAUCGAGCAGGGUGACACACGGAGGAAGGUAUCCUUAGGCCUGAAGCCGUCGUACUUCACGGCAGCGAUGGAAGAAGAUGAGGAGGAGGAGGAGGAGGAGGAGGAUGAUGAUGACGAGGCUUUAGCUAGAGCCGACGCGUUAUUAGCGAACGACUCCGACGACGAGAGCGACGACGAUGCAGUAGAAGAGGACGAGGCCGCCGACUCGUCCGAAGACGAGGAGGAGGACGAAGACAGCGACGACGAGAGCGACGACGACGACGAUGAAGAGGCCCAAGCUUUACGCUGGGACGAGGAGCGGCCCAAGCAGACGAAAAGACGUAAAACGGAGCCCGCGGACGAGGGCGCGGCCGAACUACAAACGAUGGCCUCGGAGGAGGCGCUGCUCAACGACGAGAUGCGUUCCAGCGAUGAUUACGAACGUCAUUUGGUCGCUCAUCAGGACGAGGCCGCGGCUUAUACGACGUAUGCUACUUUCCUACUGGAGCGCGAGGACGACGCGCCCGGCGCGCGGAAAGUUUUAGAGAGAGGCCUGAAGACGAUCCACUACCGGCGCGAAGAUGCUCGCUUGGAUGUCUGGGCCUGUUUGUUGGAACUAGAACGGAAGCACGGCGACUCCACGUCAUUAGAUGCGACGACGAAGCGAGCCGUGGCGAAUUGUGACCCUACCAAAGUACUGUUAAGGUUGGGCGCUUUGUUGGAUGCGGCGCAAGAUUUCAAGCGAAGCGAUGCGGUGUAUCGUAAAUGUGAGAAACGAGCCAAACAUCAAGCCAAAACUACAGAAGAGGUCUGGCUGCGCCACGCCCGGUCUCGGUUAUUGGCGGGCGACGCCAAGGGUGCGGAUGCCGUUGUGAAGAGAGGCGUCCAGGCCUGCGACGGUGCUCCGAAGGAGGAGGCUUCGCUCUUAUCUAGAUACGCCUGUUUGGAAUUAGAGGACGGGAGCCGGGAUCGAGGAAGGACGGUCUUCGACAAGUUGCUGGAGCGCUUUCCUAGGAGAGCGGACCUGUGGCAGUUAUAUGUGGCGAAGACCUUGAAAGCCGGCGACGUGCAACACGCGCGUCAUAUACAAACGCGGCUGGCCGCCGCGGACCUCCCUCCGAAAAUGAUGAACGCUGCUUUAAAACGGUUUGCCGCCUUCGAGAGCGAGCACGGCGACGCGGCGUCGGCCGCCGCGGUCAAGGACUUGGCGAGGGCGUACGUCGCGCGGCGGAAGGACGCCAUGGACGACGAGGACGACUAG